GAUGGGGGACGUGGGACGCCGAAACCGCAAAGGCCGUGAAACGGUAAAGCACCGGAUUAACACAGCUGCCAGUUCUCACACUCUCGCAUGCCACGGCAGUUAAUAUCUUAAUCUGAUCGGCGGGAUAUUGUGAUUUUGGAGAAUUGUGCGUAAAGGUGCGUCAACAGCGGACAACGAAAGUGUUGCGUAUGAUGACAAACAGUCCCAGCCAGUGUGUUGGUACACGGCCUGAUCAAAAAGCAUGGGGCUCAGGCUCAAUGGCAAGGGCCAGCAGAGCCACAGAAUGGUGAUCUUCUUGGCCAUCUUCAUCCUUAUGACACUCCUCUUCCUGUACGGCUCCAACAAUGGCAACGAUGCUGUCUACGCUCCCUUCCACGUGGCUACAAAUCACCCUCUCAAGAACACAGACCUGAAGAAGUGGGGCGGGAAAGACGGUUAUGUGCCAUUUUAUGGGAACAAGAGUAUGACCCUGCACUGUCACAACUGUGCACUGGUGACGAGCUCCAGCCAUGUCCUGGGGACUCAAGCAGGAGAAGAGAUCGACCAUACGGAGUGUGUGAUUCGCAUGAAUGAUGCCCCAACGUUGGGGUACGAGACAGAUGUAGGGAGCCGGACUUCUCUCAGGGUUGUGGCCCACUCCAGUGUGUUCAGGGUGGUCCGAAGGCCUAAUGAGUUCCUGCACCGCACGGACAACAACCCUGUGAUUAUCUUCUGGGGACCCCCAAACAAGAUUGGGAAGGAUGCCAAAGGAACUUUGUACAGACUGAUCCAGAGAGUCAGCAUGACCUACAGUAACUUCUCUUUUUUCAGUAUCACAUCAAGCAAGAUGCGCAGGUUUGACAGUCUCUUUCAUAAGGAGACCGGGCGUGAUAGACAAAAAUCUCAUUCAUGGUUGAGCACAGGCUGGUUCACAAUGGUCAUAGCCAUUGAGAUAUGUGAUAACAUCAAAGUAUAUGGGAUGGUUCCACCCAAUCACUGCGGGAAAAAACCCGGAUCCAAGAAGAUGCCCUAUCACUACUACAAACCCAGGGGGGUUGAUGAAUGUGUAACAUACAUACAGAACGAGGGCAGCCGAAGAGGAAACCACCAUCGCUUUAUUACAGAGAAGCAGGUGUUUGCACGCUGGGCAAAGCAGUACAACAUCACCUUCACUAAUCCCAAAUGGUCAAAAGACUGAAAACCUCAAAAGAGAUCUCUCUGCACUCACAGAAGCCUGAGCCACUACUAUGGACUGAAUUUCAUUGUUAACUUCCUCGAUUGAGCCUUUAAAUAGCCACAUGAUGAAUGAGUUUUUGAAAAAAAAAAAAAACUAUUGUUAGACCACAUGACUGAGGAGAAGUAUGGGAAUGUUUUCCGUUGCAGAAAAAUGCUGAAACUUAUUUUUGAGAGCUUUCUGAAAUACGCUGUGCACCUUCCACGUUGACAUGUGGCAGCCGUCUGAUAAGUGUUUUUGUAAAUAGAAAAGAAAAUGAAUUUAAAGAUGAAUUUUUACAUGUUUAUAUAGUUUUGUUAUGUAUUGAAAAUGCACUCAUGUUUCCCAUGUUGAAGGGGGAUAUAUCAGCAAGUAUUCUAAACAGAUAUGUGACUAAGUGGCCAACAAAAUACACUCUAUAUAUCUCUUACUAGUCCAUUAUACAUAGAUUAUAUUCUAUUGUAAUUGCAGUGACAUUCAGCAGAUCACUAAUUCUAUCUAUAUAGCUUAUGUCUUAUAGGCAAUGUGGCCGGGUACCAUUUUUUUAUGAAACCAGCUCCUGAAUCGAUACCAAAAAAGAACUUUCUUUACAUCUUUAGCUUGAAUAUAAGCAUUUCUACAUAUAUUUAAAAUAUAAGCCGAACAAAUCAUUAAAACAGCAUCUGUACAUCGACGAAUGAUUAAAUCAUUAUGUGAUUUAAAUCAGGAAAUAGACUAUUAAUAAGCUAACACGACUAACAAUCUGACCAAGGAUUCAAUAUCUGCUUAUGAUUUUAUGUUUUCAUACUUGGUGCUACAGACACAUUUCAGAAAGUAUUAUGGCUUUAAACCCAGCCACGUUAACAGAUGUCAAUAUCAUUUGAUAACAAUGAUACAUAGGCACCUUAAGUUUGAGGGACUUCAUCAGUGAGAAACAAUUACACUGCUAUUCAUACAUUAAUUACUCAUUUGUCAGACAUAUUCAGAUUCCAGAAAUGAUGUGGUAACAAAUGUAUUCUAGAGAUGUAGACUGUACUUUUCUGUUCAUUUCAAACAUGAGGACAUAACACUAAUUUGAUGAUCGGUACUUCAUAACAUUUUUGCUGCCCUAGAUGUUGACUUUAAUGUUUUUGUUUUUGGGAUUAGACUGAAUUAGACUAUGAACAUAAAACUGUUGCCUCAUAAUUUAAACCUUUUUACUAGGGGUGUAACGAUUCUCCAGAUCCACGGUUCGGUUCAGACCUCCAUUUUCUUUUUCUUUUGUGUUCUUUUUUUUGGGGGGGAAUAACCUAAAUGUUCCACACUGCUGACUUGAAUGUGUCUGGGAAGGGGGUCUGCCGUCUCAGGGUUAUUAUCCAUCUUGAGCUAAUUAAACUAACCUAAAUUUUACUGCAGGCGUGAUGAUUGGACCAAAACAGUCCCGUGACACGCAGCUGGAAGACAAUAAUGUAAUGUAAUGUGUAAUAUUGACAAAAUAUACAGCCUGACCUGACUUUAAGUACAAUAAUUUUAUGGUUUACAUGUUGUGGUGUUGUGAAAUGAAAAAUGAG
Messenger RNA from Seriola dumerili (greater amberjack), 2721 nucleotides. It is a transcript of the gene st6galnac6, whose product is annotated as ST6 N-acetylgalactosaminide alpha-2,6-sialyltransferase 6. The transcript has 6 exons. NCBI's taxonomy places the organism in Eukaryota, Metazoa, Chordata, Actinopteri, Carangiformes, Carangidae. The record is from RefSeq and is a predicted model, not a curated record. Gene Ontology annotation, molecular function: alpha-N-acetylgalactosaminide alpha-2,6-sialyltransferase activity. Bases 242 to 1177 code for a protein of 311 amino acids. Gene Ontology annotation, biological process: ganglioside biosynthetic process; oligosaccharide metabolic process.